Molecule: messenger RNA, 3326 nt
Organism: Periophthalmus magnuspinnatus
Lineage: Eukaryota; Metazoa; Chordata; Actinopteri; Gobiiformes; Gobiidae
Gene: crot
Product: carnitine O-octanoyltransferase
Exons: 17
Coding region: 113-1957 (614 amino acids)
Cellular component (GO): peroxisome
Molecular function (GO): carnitine O-octanoyltransferase activity
Source: RefSeq, a predicted model, not a curated record
GCAGUCUUCCGGCUGCAUAAUGAUUGUGGGGUAAAGGUGAUACGAAUGAAAACACACGGAAAGUCUGACAAACUCCUGGAUUAUUUAUGCGACCUGCUCACCGCGUUAAGACAUGGCUGACAUGGCGAACUCGUCUAAAUCUGCUCCCGAGCGGACUUUUCAGUACCAGGACCAGCUUCCUCCACUGCCUGUCCCCUGUUUACACCAGAGCCUUCUGAAGUACCUGGAUGCGGUAAAACCAUUUGCGACUGAAGAUGAGCUUGAAGCCACAGUUAAAACAGUGCGGAGGUUUGAGGAGGGCAUUGGCAAAGAGCUGCACCUUAAACUACAACAGAGAGCCAGCCAGAAGAAGAACUGGUUGGAGGAGUGGUGGUUGGAUGCGGCUUACCUGGAGGUGCGCACUCCGUCUCAGCUCUAUGUGAACUUCGGAGGUCCUGCUCCGUACCUGGAGCACUGCUGGCCCCCCGCAGACGGAGUGGAGCUACAACGAGCCAGUAUCAUCACCUGGCAUUCCCUACUAUACUGGGACAUGAUCCGAACUGAGAGACUUCCUCCUCAGAAAGCUGGAAAGACACCACUGGACAUGGACCAGUUCAAAAUGUUGUUUAACACCUGUAAAGUGCCUGGGAUCACAAAGGACAGCAUUCAUAAUUAUUUCCAAACAGAGUCUGAAGGGGCGUGUCCAUCACAUGUAGUUGUGUUGUGUCGUGGACGGAUUUUCAUGUUCGAUGCCGUUUGUGAUGGAAAAAUCCUGACUCCUCCUGAACUGUUUAGGCAGCUGAGCUACGUGAAACAGAGUUGUGAGAACAGAGCAGAGGGCGAUGGAGUGGCUGCUCUCACAUCAGAGGAGAGGACUCGGUGGGCAAAAGCCCGGGACCAUCUUAUAAAUAUUGACCCACACAAUAAGGACAUCCUGGAGGUCAUUCAGAGCAGUUUGUUUGUCAUUUGCUUGGAUGAAACGAAGCCGUACUCCACACCUCACAACUACACAAAUAUGACUCUGGAGGCCAUGGUUGGUAACCCCACGAUUCGCUGGGGAGACAAAUCCUACAACUCCAUUGUGUAUUCAGACGGCACUUUUGGAUCCAACUGUGACCAUGCUCCUUAUGAUGCUAUGGUCCUCGUGUCUUUCUGUUGGUAUUUGGAUCAGCAGCUCAGUGCCACUGGUGGUGAAUGGAAGGGUUCGAACACUGUGAGACCUCUGCCCCUUCCUGAGGAGCUGGUGUUUACUGUGGACAGUGAAGCUCUGAACUACAUCAGCCAAGCCAAACAGCAAUAUCUAGAGACAACGAGGGACCUGCAGAUUGUGUGUUACGCCUUUACUGCCUAUGGAAAAGCAGCCAUCAAACAGAGGAAGCUGCAUCCAGACACUUUUGUCCAGUUGGCGAUGCAGUUGGCCUACUACCGACUUUAUAAUGAGCCAGGCAGCUGUUAUGAAACAGCUAUGACGCGUAAGUUCUACCACGGACGCACAGAGACGAUGAGGCCCUGUACCUCGGAGGCUGUGGAGUGGUGCAAGGCCAUGGUCAACCCCAAAUGUGACAUGAAUACCAGGAGGAAAGCGAUGCUGUCUGCUUUUAAUAAACACAACAAGCUAAUGGCAGAAGCUCAAGACGGCAAAGGUUUUGACAGACACCUCCUUGGCCUUUACCUCAUUGCUAAAGAGGAGGGACUUCCCAUUCCAGAUCUGUACAAAGACCCCCUCUAUUCAAAAAGUGGGGGAGGAGGUAACUUUGUACUGUCCUCGAGCCUGGUGGGCUACACUACAGUGCUGGGAGCAGUGGCUCCGAUGGUGCGUCAAGGUUAUGGAGUCUUCUAUCGCAUUAGAGACGACAGGCUUGUGUUUUCUGUGUCUGCGUGGAAAUCCUGCCAUCAGACAGACGCUGCUACAUAUUUUAAUAACCUGUCGAGCUCUCUGCAUGAAAUGCUUCAUUUGGCCACAACAGCUCAACUUUAGGCUCCACCAAAGACAACACGCUCUCUCUUCACCUGUACAAAGAUUAUAUGUUAAAGUGCAUUUGGCAGGUUUUUAUGUUUUGCUAAUUAUUACAUGGUUUGGUGGGACAGCACUACCUGCGGUAAAAUUUUGCCACAAUUUUACACCAGUUAAGUAGCAGGGUUUUUUUUAAAAGCUCAAAAGAAAAGUACAAAAUAAAAAUACAAAAGAAGAGGAAGACGAUGGAGGACAUAACCCUGAAAAUCCAUCCAAACUUCAGGGACAAAUUAUGCACUUGGAACAUUUCUGUCUGUUUAAACAUUUAUUAGUUAAAUCAUAACUACUGUGAAAUUUAGUUUUAGUUUUUUGUUUAUAUUAUGGUUAGGGUUAGGCUUAUUAUUAAACUACCUGUCACAUCUGCUACCUGUGUUUAACCAGGAAGUAAAAAAAAAAACACCUUCUUCAAAAUAAAAUAAAAAAAACUAGGCAGAAAUUUAAAAAGCAAUCAUAUAUAACUCCCAUAUUCUCUCUAAUUAUACCAACCAUGUUUUAGUGAAAUGAGUAGGCUAACCUGUCAAAUGCACUUGAAGAUUGUCUCUGCACAAAUCAAUGCAAAAGUAGCCAUAUCCAUAGGAAGUAAUAGGUUGCUCAUAUAACUCCCAUAUUCUCAUAUAAUUAUACUAACCAUGUUUUAGUGAUGAAAGUAAAUGAAAUAGUCUAACUUGUCAGAUGCACUUGAAGUUUGUCUCUGCACACAACAAUGCAAAGGUAGGCAUAUGCUUAGGUAAGGUAAGUAAUAGGUUGCGUUAUAAUUUCAGAUGGAGGGCUGGGGCCUAUUUAACUCUAUGGGAGAUGUGUCCACCAUGUUUAAAAUCCAUAGACCUUAUAAUUAUUUGAUUGGGUUUGGUUCCACAAAUUUUCCAUAUUGAUCUUAGGGCAUAAAACUGACAACAUCUUUAGGGUUGUCGCACCACUUUAUGAAGUGAUCGUGCAAAAUGCAUUCCACUCUAGGCCUAAUAAUUACAGAGACACUACCCUUGAACCAGGUCAAUAAAUCUCUUAAACUUUAAUCUGACAGUUAAACAGCAACUUCCACCACAGGAUUCUGGCCUGUCCUCCAGCUCAGUGUUAAAGGGCCCAUAUUACACUGUUUUCUGAGCUGUGUUAUAAUGUUUCCUCAUCGCAAACAUACCUGGAGUAGUGUUUUGUUUAAUUCGCACGUUUAACACACAACUCCUGCAUAUGAUGAGUUCUUUUCUCAAACGAAAAACACUCUGGUCCACCUUGUGAUGUCAUGUGGUAAUACAGGAAGUGCUCCACUGUGUUUUUAAACUCUAUCACCUUCAGUAGAAUCAUUUGGAUGAUUUCAGCCCUGGAAUUGCCAGUCUCU